AUGGCCGCCAAGCAGGAGGUGAGAGGCAGUUACACAGAGGGCUCUGACACAGAGGGCUCUGACACAGAGGGCUCUGACACAGAGGGCUCUGACACAAAUUACGUAAACCGUUUAGUGGAAAAUGCUUGUCGAUCUGGUGAAGAAUUUAUCAACUUAUACUAUGAAACUUUUGACAAACGAAGACAUGUUUUGUCGAAGCUCUACACGGACACAUCCGAAAUAGUGUGGAAUGGACAUCAUGUGAAGGGGUUUGAUGGAUUGAAUGAAUAUUUUGCUUCACUACCUGCCUCAGCUCAUCAUGUUCAUGCUGUAGAUUGUCAACCAGUCUCAGAAAAAGUUUCUCCCGGAAGUACGACCAUUGCGGUGUUUGUUGAUGGUACCGUGUCAUAUGAUGAUGGAAAACCGAAAAUAUUUUCGCAAAACUUUGUUUUAAAUGCCGAGGGAGAUGUUUGGAAAGUCGUCAGCGACUGUUUUAGAAUCACGCCGUAACGUUGCACGUUACCGACUGACAAGAAUACUGUUUCAAUGGUGAACGUUGUUCUACCGUCCGAAUGUCACAUUGGUAGAUUCCGGUUUGGUUUGGUAGAUUCCUGGGUUUCGCCACUUGGUGACCAAAUUAUCUAACGUAAAGCUUUGUAUUGCAUGCUCUGCUGUGUGAAUGACAAACAUGUGACAAGGUUCAUUGUCCUUGGCACUAGAACUACACCUCUGAGGAUCUUACAUCCAACCCUAAAAUGAUUCGUGAAUCAAUUCCAAAGAAUAUAUUUUGGUUAUUAUUAAACAGCAAGAUCGUGCUUUAUUUUAAAUCGUGCUUGCAAUUUUGUCAAGAAACGAACGAAAAAUAGCAACCACAUAGUGUAAACAUGUGCAAUAUACAAUGUAAUGCAUAUAAUUCAAAACAAACUAUUGCGUUACACUACCACUGAUUGCUACUGAGCGUUACAUGUUUAUUUGGUAAUUUCUAUCAUUAGAAUUUGCAUUAUUUUGCGGCUAGUUUGCGUAAUGUGAUUGCUGUCUUGCGUUUUUUAGUUGCUUAUCAAGCUAUUAACGAAAAAUGUGUGGUUGUUAGUUACAAAAUUGUGUUGUGUUUACGCCAUACUAUCGCUACGUAGCUAUAUGGUUGCGAGUUCGCCUUCUGAGGUUGUUUAUUCACGUUAAGUGUUUUGUUAUUGCAUCACUCUUUAAAAUCAUUGGGGUUACAAAACUCUGAAAAAGACAAAAUGUACCAUUUGGAAACAUGCGUAGUUCCAGAACAGGCUGCUAUGGGGAGACCGACCUUCACUGUCCUUGCAAGUAUAUUAUUGCAAAAGCCAUCCAAAGUACUUGGAGAGUGACGAUUUACCGACCCGUCUACAUAUAUUUGUGUGUCAAUUGUUGCUGGAUCUUGGCAUUCUCUCCCUAUGCACCAAGAAAUAAGUACGAUAGAACAGACAGAAUCUUUCAAACCCAAAAACUUAAUUUUGUCGUUUUUUAAUAUUUUUUUCUUUUUUAAAAAAUGCUUCGAGUAUUUA
Messenger RNA from Xenia sp. Carnegie-2017, 1511 nucleotides. RefSeq names its product NTF2-related export protein 2-like. Gene Ontology annotation, biological process: protein import into nucleus. The transcript is spliced from 4 exons. The record is from RefSeq and is a predicted model, not a curated record. Bases 1 to 489 code for a protein of 162 amino acids. NCBI's taxonomy places the organism in Eukaryota, Metazoa, Cnidaria, Anthozoa, Malacalcyonacea, Xeniidae. Gene Ontology annotation, cellular component: nuclear pore central transport channel.